This is a messenger RNA of Suillus paluster, 664 nucleotides long. RefSeq lists its product as uncharacterized. The transcript has a single exon. The record is from RefSeq and is a predicted model, not a curated record. Lineage: Eukaryota; Fungi; Basidiomycota; Agaricomycetes; Boletales; Suillaceae. Gene Ontology annotation, molecular function: GTP binding. Bases 104 to 583 code for a protein of 159 amino acids.
GUACGGGGAUUGUCGAAACUACCAAUACCGUUACGAGAUACCCUGAUCCACAGCCCGAACUCCCGGAUCAUUUGGUAUGACGUUCCCGGAGCAGGCACUCUAAAUGUGCCUGAAUGGCAGUACUUCAAUGACCUUGGGCCUCUACAUCUUCGACUGCAUUAUCGUGCUCAUCGACAAUCGGUUCUUGGACUCUGACCUCGCCAUCCUUCGCGCCUGCGAGCGGUUCAGCAACGUUGAGGCGUUCAUUGUUCGCUCCAAGUCGGACCAGCACAUCAACACCAUGGCAUGCGACAGGAUGCUAAGUAAUUUCGAUCUUGGUGAUCCUGACAUAGACGACGAGACUCGUGCUCGAUUUCAGCAAAUGAAAUCUGAAGCACGGAAGAGGUUCAUCGAGGAAACGCGCCAGAAUGUGCAAACGAACCUCGAGAGCAAGAAUCUCUCUCCUAAGAAGGUCCACAUCAUUUGCAAGGACGCCCUACUUGCGGCAUUGAGUAACUCGCCCUCCUCGAAAGCAAUUGACGAGGCAGAGCUUCUGAAUGAUGUUGGAGAAUGUGUGCGUAGGCGUCUGCGGUCGGAAUAUUAAAAGUAGGUCAGAUCGUCUCGCUCAAUUGUCGAUCUCAUCGUUUAAUGCAGUUUCUACCUGGGGCUAGGCCUGUACUGACAG